This is a messenger RNA of Rotaria socialis, 1737 nucleotides long. Lineage: Eukaryota; Metazoa; Rotifera; Eurotatoria; Philodinida; Philodinidae. The record is from the annotation of a GenBank genome assembly.
AUGGUGCGUCAAGCGAAUUCUUCGCCAAUUAAUUUAUCAUUAUGUGGAUGCGGAUUUUUGGGUGUUUAUCAUGUUGGCGUUGUUUGUGCAUUUAAAGAACAUGCACCGGCAAUUCUCAAUGGAAAAAUGGCUGGAUGUUCAGCUGGUUCACUUGUUGCUGCUUGUGCAAUGAGUGGUUGUUGUCUUGGACAAAUGUGUAGCGAUGCACUUGAAAUAGCUAUACGAGCUCGAAGUCGAGCGUUGGGACCAUUGCAUCCAACAUUUAGUAUUGUCGACAUAAUACGUAAUGGCUUACGAAGAAUUUUACCGACAAAUGCACAUGAAAUAUGUUCAGGACGAUUAUAUAUAUCGUUGACACGUUGGAAAGAUAAUAAAAAUGUCAUCGUCAAUCAAUAUCACACACGUGAAGAACUUAUUCAAGUACUUAUUUGUUCAAGUUUUGUGCCGUAUUGGUCAGGAAUAAUUCCACAUAAAUUUCGAGGAGAAUAUUAUUGGGAUGGUGGUCUAACAAAUAAUAAUCCAAUAAUUGACGAAGGAACUAUUUUAGUAUCGCCAUUUGCUGGUGAAAGUGAUAUUUGUCCACGUGAUGAAUCUGGUUCAUUUUAUAGUGUUGAUUUUAGAGGUACAGAUAUAUCAUGUACACAAGAAAAUUUAUAUCGUAUGACACAUGCCUUAUUUCCGCCAAAUAUUUCUGUUUUAAAACAAAUAUGUUGGCGUGGCUAUAUUGAUGGUUUAAAGUUUUUACAAACGAGAAAUCUUAUUGGUUCUAUACGUUUAAGUUCAACAAUAAAUAUUUCAUCUGUACUCGGUACAGAAUAUACAGAGCCUGCAAAUGAUGAUGAAAAUCAAUUAAGAAAUGGUGGCAUUGCUCAAGAUAUCGAACAAAUGUAUGAAAACACCGAUGAUAUUGAGGCAGCAUCAACAUCUGAUGGGAGAAAUUCCAGUGGCAAUUCCGAUCAAUCCGAUGAAGAAUCAAAUGCUGCUAGCAGUCAAGCUACAUAUAGUCCAUAUGGUGGAAAGGAAACUAGACGUUUUUCUUUUUUCUUUUUUAUAGUUUUUGCUGAUGCACGACAAAAAGAAGAAGAACCAAUAGGACGAUAUUUUACAGAUUCAAAUAUUUUUAAGCUGUGUACAUACAUGGCUUUACCAUUUACAUUGCCAAUAGAUCUUACUUAUGCAGCAACAAAAAGAGUCUUGAAUAAUCUUCGUCCAUCAACUGAUACAAAUGAAUCGUCGAUGCCAAAACGAGCAGUCAAUUAUCUUUGGUCAUGGUUUGGCGACGAAAACCAUACAAAAUAUUGUUAUCACCUUCAAGAUUGUGAAUGUACGGAAAGUCGAAUAUCUUCACAUGGUGGUAACCAACUCCCACGGCAUUCUUCUUCUUCACGCCCACGUCAACCUCCAUCUACGACUCAAUCAAAUGUGCGUCGUUCUACUUCAAAUAGAAAACGUAAAAUAAGUGAAGGUAUUAGUACAGCAACAUCGUAUCGAACAGAUUCUUCAAGUGAUAAGGAGGAUAUAUCGACUAUGAAUAAUGAUGAUGCUCAAUAUGUUUUAUCGGAAGCAAAUUUAACUCAAACGUAUCCACAACCGGAUAUAGUUAUGUCAACAAAUCCAAGUGAAGAAUAUUGUCGUCAACUACAACAAAUGGCAAGUUUAUCAAAUCUAGCACGAUUUAGUGAACAAUCAACGUCAUCAUCAAACACAAUGCCAUUUUUCGCCGACGAUAAUGCUUAA